CUCCCAUCCCGCAACAACAAUAGUGCCCUGGUUCCCCGCCACGCUUCUCGACGCCGCUCGUCUCCUUCGGUUUUCGCCUUCUUUUCAUCUCCUCGCGUGUUUCUGCUCUUCUCUGAUCUCUCUUCCCAACUCCUUCUUGACCGUUGUCGCUCUCGCUCGUGCAACACAAACCGCAAUGGCGGCCGAGAAGCUCGUCACCUCCGUGGACUUCGAGGACGACACGAUCACCGCCACCGUCACGUCCUCCGGCGACGCCGUCAAGGCCUGGCUCCGCCAGAUCCGCUACGUCUACCGCUGGGUCUACCACAAGCUCAUCGUGGGGCUGGACGUCGAGUGGCGCCCCAGCUACGGCCGCGCGCAGAACCCCGUCGCGCUCCUGCAGCUCUGCGUCGGCCGCCGCUGCCUCGUCUUCCAGCUCCUCCACGCCGACUUCGUCCCGCCGGCCCUCCACCGCUUCCUCGCCAACCCGGACUUCCGAUUCGUCGGCGUCGGCGUGCAGGACGACGGCGGCCGCCUCAGCGACGACUACGGCCUCGAGGUCGCCAACGCCGUCGACCUGCGCGACCUCGCGGCCGACGAGAUGCGCAGGCCGUGGCUCCGCCAGGCCGGGCUCAAGGACGUCGCGGGCGUCGUCAUGGGGGCCAACCUCCAAAAGCCGCGUAGGGUCACGAUGGGGCCGUGGGACGCCUGCCGCCUCUCCCAAGAGCAGAUCCAGUACGCCUGCAUCGACGCCUUCGUCUCCUUCGAGGUCGGCCGGAAGCUCCUCACAGGCGACUACUCCUCCGACGAAGAGGAGAACUACUGAGACCGGAAUAGCGGUGGCAUAAAAGCUCAUGCGAGGAGAAAAACAUGACCAGGAUAUUUGCAUAGCCCGCCCCAAGCCUGUCACAUGCAGCAAGAUUGUUAUGCAAAUUCAAAAUGGUAUUUAGUUCAUUGUUUCAGGCCUGAAGCGAACCUGCAGUAUGUAUAAUGCUUAUCCUCCCAAUGCUUCUUAUCUGAACCAGCAAUCAUUGGGCACUUAACAAUUAACAACUGAAACAGAUGCAGGUAUUUAGUCUCCCAUCCCAUAAAUCCGUAUACCUAAUGUACAAAAUGAACAAAGGUAAAGAAGAGAAAAGUACAAGAGAUACAUGGAGGAACAGAGAUCACCUCACAAACAGACCACCUCAAGACAAACUCUAAAAAUAGUUUGUGAGGUGGAGUGCUCUGAGAGAAGGU
This is a messenger RNA of Triticum aestivum (bread wheat), 1218 nucleotides long. Its product is annotated as Werner Syndrome-like exonuclease. Gene Ontology annotation, cellular component: nucleus; cytoplasm. The transcript is spliced from 2 exons. NCBI's taxonomy places the organism in Eukaryota, Viridiplantae, Streptophyta, Magnoliopsida, Poales, Poaceae. Gene Ontology annotation, molecular function: 3'-5' exonuclease activity; nucleic acid binding. Bases 176 to 805 code for a protein of 209 amino acids. The record is from RefSeq and is a predicted model, not a curated record. Gene Ontology annotation, biological process: nucleobase-containing compound metabolic process.